CCAACAUGAAUCAGCCCUCCACGAAAGCAUGUAUCUGCCGAAACAUUUUCAGCUUUCGCAUUGGCAAUGUUUCUCGUCUUUAACCGGUCUUCACCCAAGACACGUGCCAAAACAAUCAAGCAACAGCCACCGGAAGCUUCACGUAAAGUGCCAGGCGUCCUUCCCCACUACACGAUAUGAACUGACAACGCCGGCAUCGACAUGAUUAAUACUAAUGUCGGCGUGCCCAGCGAGUCAUGCCAGAAAGCGAGAUUGCUCAGGCUGACUGUGUAACUAUGUCAAUGUUGAUCUCGUAAACACAUUCUCCUGUAGGCCGGACUUCAACCACCUCCACAGCCAUAUAUAAGACCGUCUUGACCUUUUCGCUCCAAUCCUCAUCCUCCAACCCCCUCCACUCCUUCAUUCAUCCCAUCCCGAUCCAACAACCGUCACCAUGAAAUUCUCCUCCACCGUCAUCCUGCUCUUUAGCGGCCUUGCCGUGGCCGCCCCAGCAGCCGAGCCCGAGCCACUCUUCUCUCGCCAGGCAGCACAGAGUAUCCACGAUGCCAUAGUGCGCAAGGGAAAGAAGUACUUCGGCACCGCCACGGACCCGGGCCGCUUCAACAGUGGCAGCAACGGCGCGAUUAUCAAGGCGAACUUUGGACAGGUGACGCCGGAGAACAGUAUGAAAUGGGACGCCACUGAGUCGUCCCGCAACAACUUCAACUUCGGCACCGCGGACCAGACCGUCGCCUUCGCAACCUCCAACAACAAGCUGAUCCGCGGCCACACGACUGUCUGGCACUCUCAGCUUCCAUCCUGGGUUAGUUCGAUUAGCGACAAAGCCACCCUGACGACUGUGAUGCAGAACCACAUCACGACACUCAUGACACGGUACAAGGGAAAGGUGUAUGCCUGGGAUGUGAUUAACGAGAUGUUUAACGAGGAUGGGAGUUUUAGGUCUAGUGUGUUCUACAACGUCCUCGGCCAGGACUUUGUGAGGAUCGCGUUUGAGGCUGCGAGGAAGGCUGAUCCGGCUGCGAAGCUGUACAUCAAUGACUACAACCUCGACUCUGCAUCCUACGCCAAAACGCAAGCCAUGAUCCGCAACGUCAACGCCUGGCGCAGCGCCGGUAUCCCCAUCGACGGCAUCGGCUCGCAGGCACACUUGACCUCCGGUCAGGGCGCGAACGCUCCCGCUGCUAUGGCUGCGCUGUGUGCUGCUGCACCUGAGUGCGCUUUGACUGAGGUCGACAUCCAGAAUGCUCAGACGGCUGAUUGGACCAACGUUGUCAAGGCUUGCCUGAACCAGUCGAACUGCGUUGGUAUCACGGUUUGGGGCGUCAGGGACAGCGAUUCUUGGAGGCCACAGGGUAACCCGCUGCUGUUCGAUGCGAACUACAAGCCCAAGGCUGAGUAUAACACGGUAUUGGCAGCGCUACAGUAG
Molecule: messenger RNA, 1426 nt
Organism: Macroventuria anomochaeta
Lineage: Eukaryota; Fungi; Ascomycota; Dothideomycetes; Pleosporales; Didymellaceae
Product: glycoside hydrolase family 10 protein
Exons: 4
Coding region: 434-1426 (330 amino acids)
Biological process (GO): carbohydrate metabolic process
Molecular function (GO): hydrolase activity, hydrolyzing O-glycosyl compounds
Source: RefSeq, a predicted model, not a curated record